Alosa alosa (allis shad) is the source of this 6485-nucleotide messenger RNA. It is a transcript of the gene rorb, whose product is annotated as RAR-related orphan receptor B. The record is from RefSeq and is a predicted model, not a curated record. Lineage: Eukaryota; Metazoa; Chordata; Actinopteri; Clupeiformes; Clupeidae. The transcript is spliced from 10 exons. Gene Ontology annotation, molecular function: RNA polymerase II cis-regulatory region sequence-specific DNA binding; nuclear receptor activity; zinc ion binding. The coding region runs from base 109 to 1701 and encodes 530 amino acids. Gene Ontology annotation, biological process: regulation of transcription by RNA polymerase II. Gene Ontology annotation, cellular component: nucleus.
ACCUCCGUUGAGUAUGCAGGCGCAGAUGUCAUGUGAAAACCCGCAUGCUCGCCCGUCUAACCGCACAACUCAACCGUCCGACCACCGUUCAGACCGGCACGCUGCUAUAUGUUCUGUUUGAAGCUGCCUACACGCUCUGGAAUGCUUUUUUCGCAGACAUCAAGAUCUCUAACAGCCACCCCAUCUAAACUUUUUUGCCGAGGAUCUUGCUUUUAUAAUUCUUUAUGUUUGUUUCUUCAUGACUGCUGCGUUAGGGAGCGCGUCGGCACCACUAUCAUGCGAGCCCAAAUUGAAGUUAUACCAUGCAAAAUCUGCGGGGACAAGUCAUCAGGGAUCCACUAUGGAGUCAUCACAUGUGAAGGAUGUAAGGGCUUCUUCAGGAGAAGUCAACAGAACAACGCUGCAUACUCCUGCCCGCGGCAGCGCAACUGCCUGAUCGACCGGACCAAUCGGAACCGAUGCCAGCACUGUCGGCUGCAGAAGUGCCUGGCGCUGGGCAUGUCCAGAGACGCGGUGAAGUUUGGCCGCAUGUCCAAGAAGCAACGCGACAGUCUGUACGCAGAGGUGCAGAAGCACCAGCAGCGUCUGCAGGAGCAGCGGCAGCAGCAGACGGGUGAGGCUGAGGCGCUGGCACGCGUCUACUCCAGCGGCCUCACCAACGGCCUGGGGGCGCUUAACCACGAGCUGGCCGGUGCCUACGCUAACGGACACCUCAUCGACAUGCCCAAGAAUGGCCAGAACGGCAUUGGCGGUGGCGUCCCCAACGGGCCGGCCGGCGGGUUCUACGGCAUGGACUCGACCCAGCCUUCGCCAGACCAGUCGGGUCUGGACAUGGCCGGCAUGAAGCAGAUCAAGCAGGAGCCCGUCUAUGACCUAACGCCUGUGCCCAACCUCUUCAGCUACGGGGCCUACCAGGAUGGCCAGCUCACGCCGGGAGUCUCUAUGAGCGAGCUCGAUCGCAUUGCUCAGAACAUCAUAAAGUCUCACUUGGAGACUUGCCAGUACACGGCUGAGGAGCUGCAGCAGCUAGCGUGGCAGACGCACUCCUACGAGGAGGUCAAGAUGUACCAAAGCAAGACGCGAGAAGCCCUGUGGCAGCAGUGUGCGAUUCAGAUCACCCACGCCAUCCAGUACGUGGUAGAGUUUGCCAAGCGCAUCACAGGCUUCAUGGAGCUCUGCCAGAACGACCAGAUCCUGCUCCUCAAGUCAGGGUGUCUUGAGGUGGUACUGGUCCGAAUGUGCCGGGCAUUCAACCCUCUCAACAACACUGUGCUGUUUGAGGGGAAGUAUGGCGGCAUGCAGAUAUUCAAAGCACUAGGCUGUGACGAUUUGGUGAGUGCAGUCUUUGACUUUGCCAAGAGCCUGUGUUCUCUACAACUGACAGAGGAGGAGAUAGCGCUCUUCUCGGCAGCCGUCCUCAUUUCCACAGAUCGGCCAUGGCUGAUGGAGCCUAGGAAGGUCCAGAAGCUCCAGGAGAAGAUCUACUUUGCUCUGCAGCACAUCAUGCAGAAGAACCACAUGGAUGAGGACGCUCUUGCCAAGCUCAUUGGCCGAAUCCCCACGUUGGCUGCCCUGUGCACGUUGCACACCGAGGAGCUGCAGGCCUUCCAGCAGCUCCACCCUGAAACGGUCAAUGCCCUUUUCCCCCCACUCUACAAGGAGCUCUUCAAUCCCGACGCCACUGCCGUCCUGCCCAAGUGAUCCCCUCCCCUCCCCCCUCUCACUCACAGUAAAGGGGUGAGGAGGGAGGUGGGAUGGGGUGGGGCGGUCAUCGCUAGAGGUCCACGAUCCUCGGCGCGAGCUGGGUCAUAACUGGACCAGACUGGACUGCCCUGAGGCACUGGCGGGAUAGAGGGAUAGAGAGGGGAAAAAGAAGAAGGAAAAGAAGAAGGAAAAGAAGACGACGAUAUGAAACCCUGACCCAGCCCGUUCGCUACAGCACCAGAACAGAACAACAGCAUCCCCGGCAUCUCCAGCCGCUUGUACGGAAAAACAAACACUAGGAAUGUCCUGCACUUAAAUCCGAUCCUAUUCACCGAUACAGUUUAAAGAAUGUAUAUAGGCACCCACAACAGGAGGGGCUUUUCCAGAACUGACCAGAAAAUGUACAGACUUUAGAGCCAUUUUAAACUGUCUUUUAAUUGGGUAAGUUGUAUUGUUUCUUUGACAUCUCUUUUUUAUACAUUAUUGUGAUAUUAAAAAGAGGGAGAGGGUUGAAUUCAAGAAGCUAAUAUAGUUUUUCUCUAGUACAGAGCGGUACUCCAGUAUUACUUGUUGUUCUGUUCAUAUUUUAGUCCUAAUUUAAAAACAACGGUAGCCUAAGAGGCUGGUGACUUGUCUCUGUGUUUCUUGCUUUUUUGUUCAGUAAUUGUAUGUGUACAGACUUUGUGUUGCGGCUUCGAAAGACUAAGGAGACAAGAGGGGAAAGAUGUAGAUUGCUGGUUGGGAACAUGGAAAAGCCUUGUCUGGGCUCUGUAGAUAUGUAUAGUUGGUACCACUUUGAUGACCAUAGGAAAGGAUGUAAAGGAUUUUUAAAGUAAAUGAAGACAUUUUUUCCCCUAUGGAGAUAUAUAAAGAUAUUAUAUAUAUUUUACAAAACAUAAAGGAUUAUGGCAGAUUACCAUCAUUUCAAUCAAUUAAUGGUGGUAGUAAUGACAUCUAGUAAGACAACUGCUGCUUAACAAUCAUGACCUAUUUGCAUAACAUUGAAGGACCUCAGUCUUGAUGCUGUCUCUUCACCCUCUUUAUGUCCCGUUGCCCCGUCAGAAAAAUCAGUGACUUGCAGUGCCACUGGACACAAGCCUCCAAGCUUAAACUUGACAUAGCGAACAUAUUCAAUGGCAGAUCACUGAAAUGUUUUGCACAUAGUUCAAUUUUGAUCUCAUCUUGCGCUACUUAAAAGAUAACGAUUCUUACUUAAAGCAAUAAUAUUGAGAAUAACAAUACUUACUGUCUAUCUUCAUAGUAGUCAUACACACAUACAUGAGUCUCAAUACAGCAUUUUUAAGGUUGGAUACAGUAAGAAACUGUAGCACAAUAAGAAGUUUGCGUGUACUGUUUACAAGUACUGUAAGGCUUCUUUUUUUCAUCCACAAUCUCCUGUCAUUCAUCUAAUGUGACAGACAUGGAAAUUAUAUUUUUAAAAUUGAAAUGUAUAAAUAUAAUAUUCAAAUGAUUUCCACAGCAUAAUUAGGUUAGUCCUGCAAAACUGUCCACCAAGGGCUGCCCAAUGGAAUCUAUUUAUGUAUUCAUGGACGCAGUCGACCAAAUAAGAGUGUGAGCUGUUUGCUUCUGAGUGGUGAUGGAGUAUUGGCUAUCCGUAGCAUUCCUGCUGCCCAUUCGCAGUUUGUUUGGAUGAGCUGCUCCUGAGAGCAAUUUUCUAUGCACGCACCUACAUCAGUCGGUCAGGCAAGUGCAGGCUGGACACCCUACUGUGGAAUACCCAUAGUCAUAAACAAUUUUCAAUAAAGAAAACUGAUAUCCUAAGGGGCACUCCAAGAGACAUUCCACAUUGAGACAAUGUUGAGAUGCAAGGGACAAAGAACACUAUACUAUGAGCUUCUGCAGUUUACAGUGGCAAUAUAUUUCUAAUUCUCUCCUUAUAGUAAGCUGUGAUAGACAAUCACUUAGUAACCAUACUCUGUAUUAUUUAUUUAAUGUUAGUAAUACAAUAUUUAACUGAAGUUUCUUUGCAUGUGUGUGAAAGCAUUUCUGGAUAAUGCAAUAGAACUGCUGUACACUGUGGCCACCAUGAAGAACUGCUUUUAGUCCCGGGACAUUCGUUUUGUCUUGGCAGAGGGGAGCGCUAGGUUGUUCACCUAUGUUCUCUCGUGUUGGAUUUACUUUUCUUUUUUCAGUGAAGGCAAAUGGUUGGGUCAGAGCCCAGUUGACAGGCCGUUAGCGCAACAGCAGCACAUGGUUUAAAAAGCACUAAAUCCUACCAGUAGAGAGUGUGGCUGUGAGGAUAGUUGUUAUCUGUGGAAGAACACAGGGGAGGCUGAUGAGAAGAGCUGUCCUUAAAUUUAGAUUUUUCAAGUUUUUCUCAACUUGAUUAUUUAGUUAUUGCAUGGUGUAUUCGUUGAGAAGCUUAGCCCACUUAAGGCACACAUACAUGUUCAAAUAUAUCAAGAAAUGUUUAUAUUGAAAUGAACAAUUAUGCAAUUUGAGAUGUACUUAAUAUGAAGGACAAUGGGACACCAUUACGAAGGAAGUACAAUAACUUGUAAUUUACAAUUGUUUGAGCCAUUGACUUGAUCUUGAAUGACGUUUUGUUUUACUUUAUUCGUUUGGGCAACAAGCCACUCCACAUGUGAAACCAAGAGCAGACAAAUCUCACAGCCUGUGUCAAGAAACAUCCUGGAGAAAGUCAGUGACCUGUUAAAAAAGACAAUCACCUCUUGAUGCACUGCAAAGCAUCUGUCUCAGGGAAUUCUCUUUUAUUAUUUUGAAAAAAAGAGAGAAAUAUUUUAAAAUAUGAACAUUUUGGGAAAAUAAAAAAAAUACUUGGCAAAAAAAACAAUGUUGAAUACCCAGACAAGGCUUAUGUGGUAUAUGUAUGUUUGUGAGUGUGUCUGUGUGUGUACUGGUCUAGGUGGACAUGCUGAAUUCACUGUCUGGAUAUGGUCUUUUACCCCACUAGCUCAGUGUAAAUAUCAGUUUUAUGGCAUAUAAUAUAAAUAUUAAACACUUAACACGGGAGAUCCACAUUUUUGCAUUCUGAAGAGACCAUUAAAGGCUGCUGUCAGUUUUUAAGUUAGAAUAUAGACUAUACAGUGUGCCGAUAAGGCCGUUCAGUUAUCACGUGCAAACGAAAGACAGUGGAUUCAGCUAAAAUCUAAUUUCCUUAUUAAGUGGAUUGUUUUUGUUUUCUAUUUUUGAAAAAAAUUGACUGUGAACUGAGGAAGGGGGGACAGUUGAACGCUGUUAGAUACUGUAGCAAUAACUGAAAGCAUUUACUACUGUCAUGUUUUGCAUUCUAAGAUUAUUUUUUAAUUUUAUUAUUAUUAUAAUUAUUAUUAUAUGACUAUUAGCGUAUUGUUGUUCAGUUAUCUUUGCAUGCUGUUUCAUGACGCCAAGAUGUUUGGGGGCUUUUGUGUUUCUCACGUGACGCAGCGGGUGGGAACGGGGUGGGGAUAUUUUAAUCUGAAUGUUACCGGGUAGUGUUCAGUGUGUGCUACUGAAUGCCUCUUGCCCCACUCACAAUACCCACAAACACUCACACACACACACACACACACACAGAAAAAUACAAUAGACAAUCAUUGAGCACUGGGAAAUUCUGAUAAACUGCAAAAGUUUAAAAGGAGAAAAUUGGUACUGAUUGAUCACAUUCCAUUGAGGGAGACAAUAUUGAGAUGAAAUUGACAUACCACAGCCCUUGUAUUUUACCUUCUGCGCUACUAAUUGUAUAGCUCUCUAUUGGUAAGCCUAGAGUGAACACAAAAAGGGUUAUCUCCCAGCAUUCCGGCCUCCCUGUGGUGUCUUGUGGGUAAUUUGAGCGGAGCAUCUCAUUUCUCAUUUCUUUGGAGUCGGGGGAGCACUCCUCAUUCAGCCUACCUGAGGCAGCAAUCAGCACGUUCCUCCCACUCUGCUCUUGGUUAUGCUAAUGUUUUACUCUCUUAAGCGACACACAUGCAUCACUGUUUUCACACAGACACCUGAAGAGUGUGUGUGUGUGUGCACAGGAGGCCUAGACUCUUCGUCCUACUCCUGAUAUUCAGAGUAAAAAUAAAAUAAAAAAAAAAAAACAGAAAAAACUCAUCGCAUAUUAUAUGCAUUCAAGUGAAAAUGACAGUAAUAAUUCCUGUUUAUUUAUAAAUUAGAAUGUGUCUGCCUCCCUGGAAGAAAAGUUUAAAGUAGCAUCUGUUACCAGAACCCCUAAAAAGGUACUUAGGGUACAGAGUUUUUGUUGUUGUUAUGUACUAAUAAAAAAAAGAACAAGAAUUUUUUUCCAAGUGCCAUAGCUAGACUGUUGAGAAGCUGAAUGGCCAGCCGGGAUAGAUGCUUUACUGCAUAUGUUUACUUGAGAACCAAUCAGAAGUGGGAAUUCAGAAAGUGGGCGUUAAUAUAAAUGAAAUCAAAUUGUUUGUAUUUCUUGGUGAGCUGGCUGAGACUGACGGUGAACUUUGAUGCAUCCUUAUGUCCACAAAGCUCCAUUAAAUGUACCAGAGAGUGAGAAAUAAUUGCCAAGCUUGACUGUGUGUAUCUGUGUGUAUCUCUGUGUGUGUGUGUGUGUGUGUGUGUGUGUGAAAGAGAGAGAAAGAGAUGGUGUGUUUGCAAGUACUUAGGGGUGAUAAUAUUUGAAUUCCCAGCUUUGUGGAGAGGGUUGGGUGAAAGUUCGAAGUCAGUCAAAGUCUUAAAAGUGUCUCCUCCUUCAAGUUGUACAUAUUAAGUGAAGGACUGAAGUGAUUUUUUGUUAAAUUCUAUAUUUUAUCGCUUUUGUAGACAAUUCUUUGUGGGAAAAAAAUAAACAUUUUAUGGAUGCA